Messenger RNA from Rosa rugosa (rugosa rose), 2095 nucleotides. RefSeq names its product WUSCHEL-related homeobox 1-like. The transcript has 2 exons. Bases 1259 to 1972 code for a protein of 237 amino acids. NCBI's taxonomy places the organism in Eukaryota, Viridiplantae, Streptophyta, Magnoliopsida, Rosales, Rosaceae. The record is from RefSeq and is a predicted model, not a curated record. Gene Ontology annotation, molecular function: DNA binding; DNA-binding transcription factor activity. Gene Ontology annotation, biological process: plant organ development.
ACAAAAACUAAAAACGCAAAUAACAAAGAUACAAUCAGAAAAUAGUAAUAGAGGAGAUAGAGUUUAAGAGAGCAAAUCUGCGUUGAUGGCUCCUCCACAGCUACGGUUGAAAUGGGUUGCCUCCCAUGCAGCGCUUAAUGUUUAAAGUCUUUCAGCCUAGACUUGUACCUCCAUUUACUCCUUUGGAGGAGCGGUAUGCGGGCGAGUGGCAGCCUUCUUGCUGGUUUCAGCCUUCGGAGGAGGGUUCUGAUGGAGUGACAUAAAUAAAAAAAAACGGGGGAGGCAAGGUUCGAAACCUUAACCUGCUGCACGAAACCUUUGUCCCCAACCACUGGAGCACAAGCUGUGCUUAAUAUAAUGUGUACAAAUUUUAUACUUAUUAUGUCAUAAACGAACAUAAUAAAAAUAAACGAGAGGCGAGGUUCGAACCUCAGACCUCUUGUACACGAACUUUACACUCAACCACUCGAGCACGGCUGCUCACGUUAUUAUCCAUACCAAUCCUUUUAUUUAAACCAACUGUUUCAACUGUUUCAACAAUUCGGCACAAAACAUCCAAGACUGUUGCAGAAACCCAGCCCAACGUAUCCAAAACUGUUACAGAAAUCCGGCCCAACUCAUCCAAAACUGUUUCAGAAACUCAGCCCAUCAGGUCCAAAACUGUUUCUGAAACUCGGCCCAUCAGGCCUCCACCCACAGCUACAGUGAUGCCUUGAUCCGAGACAGGCCCAAGUACGGCCCACUUGUGUCACGGCUUAUCCCUUCCGUGAUUUACGGCAGUCAAAUCUGCUUUCGGCUACAGCUGUCUGCCACAGCGCCUCGAGAUUCCCUCGGUCCCCUUACACGCUCUCCACGCGCCAACAACUUUUCCGGGUUUCAGGGCGACUUUAAUCCAACGCGUAGAAUGAAUCACAGGAAUCGUCCAUCCAACGGUGGAGAUCUGCUCACCUCGCUCUAUAAAUAGGUGCAUUCUGAGGGCGCAACUGUUCACUCCAAAGGAACGAAAAUCUCUCCUGAGUUCCAGCCCCUCUCUCCCAACUCUUCAGCUUUCCUCUUCUUUCAAAACUCAAAAUAUUUCUUCUUCGAUUCAAUCCUUCUCUUCUGAUCUUCUCUCCCAUCUAGUUGAUUCAAUCCCAUCUUUCCUCUGAACUUUCAGAUCUCCAACACACCAUCAUCAUCCUUAAUCCCUUUAACAACAACUCCUUCAAACACUCGACAACUUUACUCUUCGAUCUUCACAUCCCCUCAACCCAUUAUCAUGGAACCACGAACUCUGCAACUGAUGGAGCUACAAACCCAGCAACAAAUCGAGGAUGGAGGAAACAACCAAGCAGCCGGGAGUAGUGCCAACAUAGAUUUCUGGCGAAGCCGUGCCAGGUGGGUUCCUACUCCAGAUCAAAUAAGGAUCCUCAAGGAUCUUUACUACGACAAGGGAGUUAAGUGCCCAACUACAGAGCACAUUCACGAGAUCUGUCUCCAGCUGAACCAGUAUGGACAUGUUGAGGGCAAGAACAUUUAUUUUUGGUUCCAGAAUGUCAGGGCUCGAGAGAAGCAGAUGAAGAGGUGCAAUCAGGCUGCUCAAGUGCCCAUGGGAACUAGUUCUCCUGGUACUGGUGGAUCCAUUGAUCUCAAUUUUGGGUCCACUGGUUCUACUGGUGCUGGUGGAUCCAUCGACAUCAAUUUUGGGCCAGCUGGUGGAUCCAUUGACAUCAAUUUUGGGUCCACUAGUUCUACUGAUGAUGGUAGAUCCAUUAAUCUCAACUUUGGUUCCACCGAUUCUACUGGUAAUGAAGGAUUUCUUGAUUUAAAUUUUGUUUCAUAUUCUUCCUCACACUUCAACACUAAUACCAGUACAACUCUUUUGGCACAACAGGAGGACAAACAUCCCUGCAACAACGAGGAGGAGAUCACCAGGAGAUUGAAACCCUUCCACUAUUCCCCAUGCAUGGUGAGGACAUCUUGGGCAUCAUGAAGACUACUUCCGAGAGAGGUAGCGGUUAUGGCGGUGGCUCUCACAUUUCCCUUGAGCUCAGCCUCAACUCCUACAGAGAUGCAGACAUGGCUUAGUAUAGAGUAUUAUUAUUAUUAUUAUUAU